Penicillium nucicola is the source of this 708-nucleotide messenger RNA. RefSeq lists its product as uncharacterized. Lineage: Eukaryota; Fungi; Ascomycota; Eurotiomycetes; Eurotiales; Aspergillaceae. The record is from RefSeq and is a predicted model, not a curated record. The transcript has 2 exons. Bases 1 to 708 code for a protein of 235 amino acids.
AUGGCCUCAACUUCGUCUCUCACGGGAUCGGGCCGUGCUUAUUCGUCAGAUAUGGAGGAAUCAUCCUUCCUGAAGCGUAAUCGAGUCGUCCACUUUGCUCGUCUUGGUCUAUCAUUCUUGACCUUUGGUGUUGCAAUUGCUGUCGUUGCCUGUGAAGCACCACCCUUGCAACACUACAAUAAGACAUCUCAGUGGGCAGGUGCCGGCCUUGCCCUGUGGCCUUUGAACUUUGACAUACGGCCGACCAUCGCAGCUUUAGUCUGUGGCUCUAUAGUCACUGUACUAAAUCUGGUAUAUAUUGCAGCUGCUCUCCUCCCAUCGCCCUAUUCCCGCAUUAAACCACUGAACAUCUACGCCUCGACUUCAGCUCUGGCCGGGUUUGUCACAGCUCUAGUUGGAAUCCUCUUCAUAAAAUACCUCCCAUCAUCAAGCUAUCCAGCAGGAUUCAGCAAAAACGAAACCCUGCACAGCUGGACCUGCAAAUGGAAGACCGGAACAAGCACCACCGCAACACCGGCUAACUUUGACCGUGACUGCACCAAUACCCGCGCAGCAUUUGUACUGCUGUGCGUAUUGGUUGGGAUGGAGGUGUUCAUGGGUGUGAUUGCUGCCCUGGGUAUAUGGUUCCAGAAAGAUGUCUCUCGUCGUCGGGCGGCGCAGUUCCAGCUUGAGAAGAUGGAGGUUGCUACUAAGCACUCUCAGACUUGA